UCCGGUUGGACGAACAGGAAGCAAGGAUAUGCUCAUGGCGCCCGACUAGAAUGGAGCAACAAUUAUCGCUUACAAAUCUCCGUUCUUCUUAGCGGGUCUACAGCGAGGGAUACGAGUCGACUCGCAAAUAUACGUUAUGGAUUCGGAGGAGAUUGAGGUGGAGAGCAGCAGUGAUGCGGGCCCCUCAGGGAUGGAGGAGCCCUCUGAAAGCGGCAUGGGUAUGGAGUCAUCUGAGGCCAUGUCUGCUGACAGCAGUGAUGCUGCUGCCUCACAUGCACAGGCCCCAGAGUCAGACUGCCAUGUGGGACAGAGCUCAGAGGGACUUGUGGUGUUCAUUCCGGAGACCAGCUCCAGCACGGACGUCAGAGUUUCGUCGGUACACCUUCCAGACUCCUCCUCGGUGGCACAGUCCACCAGUGUAUCCAGCGUCUCCACAGUGACUCAGUCAGUGCUGGUGUCUGAGUCAGCCCAGGUCCUGGUCCACUCCAGUGCCGUAUCCGAAGGAGCCAUGAUGGUGUCUGACUCAACUGCAUCUACCUCCUCGGACCUGGGCUCUGCCAUAGACAAGAUAAUAGAGUCCACCAUCGGCCCUGACAUCAUGAAUGGCUGCAUAGCUGUUACCAGUGCAGAAGAUGGGGGUGCAGAGACAACCCAGUAUCUUAUAUUGCAAGGACCAGAUGAUGGCGCUCCUAUGGUAGCCCAGAUGUCUUCUUCUGCCCUGUCCAGUCGUAUUGCCAUCGAAACUCUUGGAGAGGGCCCUACGUCCACCUGCCUGGACCAGGGGGACCUGCAAGGCAACCUUGACCCCGAUCAACCCGACGAUCAGCCAGGACAUUCGGGUUACCCAGAGGACAGCAGCAGUCACCCUGACCAGCCACAGCACUCCCACCCCUCUCAGUACAUGGACUGCAGUGCAGAUGGUCCAGACCAGACCGGAGAGUCUUCUUACGUGGAGUGUUCUGGAGAGGAGCCCGACCAGACGCGUUCCCAGUCCGGCUUCCCUGACUACAGUGGGGAUAACUGUGACCGGGACCUACCUGGAUAUGUGGAGUGUAGUGGGGCCGACUCAAACCCCACCAGCAGAGGUCACUAUGUGGUGGAGUGCAGUGCCGGAUACCUCGAGUGUGCAGUGGACGAUGGAGAGCAGCCACACCACUCACGCAGCUACAUUGACAGCAGCGCAGACCACCGCUCUCAGACGAGUCGACAGUACGAGGCUGAGUAUGGCGGGGAGUGUGUGGCGGCUGCAGACUCCGAGCAGCCGGGGUGUUCUCAGUAUCAGGCGCGGGAUGAUGAUGAAGAUGAUGAGCAGAACCAAGACCCAGACCAGCCGCAGCACUCCCAGCAGCAGCCACAGCACUCCUGCUACAUGGAAAACAGCAACGGCCCUGAGGCCUCUCUCUAUGCUGAUGAAAGCUCGUCAUCAGACCACCCAUUGGCAGACACUGCAGGCUCAGCUGGGCUUCCCGAGGCCUUAGGGUCCAGUGAGAGCCAAUCGGGGCCCUACAUCAGCAGCAGUGGGACCUACACCUCCAAUCCAGAGCCUGAGCUGGCCCCACAGUGCUCUCCCAGCCAAGAGGAGCCCCAGGGUUCCCAGGGGCCUCAGGAUGAGGCUGAGCUGGUGGGGGAGUCAGAGACGUCAAUGGUGGCAGAAGGCAGUGGAGGCCGACCUCCUAACUUAGCUGAAUUGGAGGAAAUGAUGGAAGUAGUGAUUGUACAACAGUUCAAGUGUAAGAUGUGUCCCUACAAGAGUGCUUCUAAAGACACCCUCAUCAACCACAUGAGGGAUAGGCACUUCAAACCUGCAGGGGACCCUGGAAAGAAGCGUGGACGAGGACGGCCCCCUAAAAGUGAGACUCUAGCCCGUCGACAGGCAGAGCUGAAGGCAGCAGAGGAGAGGAAGGCUGCACAGGUGAAGGUUGAAGAGUCCCAACAUGUAGAGGAAGAGGAGGAUGACAUUGUGGAUGCUGGGGCUAUUGAUGACCCAGAAGAGGACAGUGACUAUAACCCAGCAGAGCAGGAUUGCAGGGGAAGACCACCAGCCAUUCUGAGGAAGCCCACUCCACCCAUCUCCUCCUCCUCUCACGGCCGUCCUCGCCGCAAGGUUGGCCGCCCCAGGAAGUACAGCCUUGUGGAAGAAGGCUACAGCACCAAAGAAGCAGAGAGUACUGGUAAGAAGCCCAAGAUGAGUGCAGAUGCUGGUGCAGCUGAGGAGGCAAGCUCUUCUGGUUUAAGCAAUGGUCCUGCUUCCUUGCCCAGUGGAGAUAACACUGAGACAGCGAUAAGCCAGUCAGACUCCGAGAACAAAGACCCUUCAUCCAACACAGGGCCAGAGGAGCUCUUCCAGAGGAAACGAGGCCGGCCCUCUAAACGGUUCCUUCGCAAGAAGUAUAAGAAGUACAUAAAUCGCAAUCGAUACUAUAAAUCCCUCAAACCGCUUCAGAGGCCACAUAACUGCUGGAUCUGCGGUUCGCGUUUCCUCUCCCAAGAAGACUUGCGCUUCCAUGUGGACUCCCACGAGGGCAACGACCCAGAGCUUUUCAAGUGCCUCCAGUGCAAUUAUCGUUGCAAACGCUGGUCCUCACUCAAGGAGCACAUGUUCAAUCACGAAGGCACCAAGCCAUUCAAGUGUGAGGAGUGUGACUACAGCAGUGUGUACAGAAAAGAUGUCAUCCGCCACUCAGCAGUCCACAACAGAGAGAAGAAAAGAAAGACAGAGGUGGUACCCAAGAUCUCCCAGUUCCCUUGCCCUGUCUGCCACAGGGUUUACCCCAUGCAAAAGAGACUCACCCAACACAUGAAGACCCACAGUGCUGAGAAACCACACAUGUGUGAUAAGUGUGGAAAAUCCUUCAAGAAGCGCUACACCUUCAAAAUGCACCUACUGACCCACAUCCAAAGUCUCGGAGACAGCAAGUUCAAGUGUGAGUUCUGCGACUAUACCUGUGAUAACAAGAAGCUGCUGCUCAAUCAUCAGCUGUCCCACACCAACGACAGGCCAUUCAAGUGUGACUACUGUAAAUACUCCACUUCCAAGGAGGAGUUCCUGGUCUCUCAUUUGGCCAUCAAGCACACUGGAGAGAAACCCUUUUCCUGUGAUAUGUGCCACUUCAUGACCAAGCACAGGAAAAACCUCCGUCUCCAUGUGCAGUGUCGCCACCCAGAGGCCUUUGAGGACUGGUGCGUGGCCCACCCAGAGGAGCCAGUCAGGAAACGCCGUAGACCCUUCUUCACCCUGCAGCAGAUAGAGGAGCUCAAACAGCAGCAUGACGACACACAGGGGCUGCAGAACACAAUUGUUGCUGUGGAUCCUGUGACGCUACAAGCCAUGCAGGGUAUGGAGAAUGCCUCAGUCUCCCAGGAUGCACUAGGAAACACCACCAUCAUAUACGAACAAGCUGAAUCCACUGACCUGUCAGCCCAGAAUGCUCUUGACCUGCUGUUGAAUAUGAGCAACGCCCGGGAACUGGUUGGGAACUCUUUGCAGGUGGCGGUACUGAAGUCAGAGGGCAAGGCUUUGGAGGGGGGCACAUGGAGUGGGGUGACCUCGGCACCGGGCCAGUCCCAAAAGGUGGUGACCUUCCACGUGUCUGAGAACGGCGAGACAGUGGUCCAGGAGGCGUACGAGGCAGCCACUUCUGAAACAGGAGAGCUCACCCAGAUCGCUAUUGAGGCUUACGAAGGAGGAGGAGACUUCAGCGUGGUAGAGCACGUCGCAGAGGAGAUCCACAGUCCUAGCAAUAGUGAGAGCAAUCCCUCCCAGGCUGUUGAAGUCUCUGGUUCAGAGAGCCUGAAAAGUGACAAGUACUACCUGACCUCAGCACUGGCUGAUGGUGUUUUACAACAGGUGGAGCUGAGCAGUGAAGCUCCAGGCUCUCCGUCUGUAGUGAGCUCCCCCAGUCUCGGCACCAAGAGGUUCUCCUGUCGAAUCUGCAUGGAGUCUUUCCAUGGCCGCUCUGACAUGGAGAACCACAAGAGGGCACACGUGGACCCAAACACCUUCAAGUGUCCUGACUGUGACUUCACUGCUACCUCCUGGCCUGAGGUCAAGACCCACAUGGGGCUGCAUGCUUACUUACGCCCUCACAAGUGCCCCAACUGCAGCUUUGCCUCCAAGAACAAGAAAGACCUGCGUCGACAUAUGAUGACCCACACCAAUGAGAAACCUUUUUCCUGCAAACUGUGUGGACAAAGGUUUAAUCGUAAUGGCCAUCUGAAGUUCCACAUGGAGCGGCUGCACAAUCAGGAUCACCCGACCCGCAAGACCCGCGCCACCGCCUCCCAGCAGACCAUCAUAGUCAACAAUGACGAGGAAGCCUUGGCCACACUACAGUCUCUGCAAGCGCGGCAGGCAGUGAUCAGUCCAGAGCGGUUCCAGGCCCUCGGACAGGAGCACAUCAUUGUAGCCCAAGAACAGGCGCUAUCAGACCAGGAGGAGGGCCCAUACAUCCAGCAGAUAACCACCGUCGAUGGACAGACAGUCCAACACCUGAUGGCAGGGGACAACCAGGUGACAGAGGUCCAGUAUAUCAUCUCGCAGGACGGGGUACAGCACUUAAUCCCUCAGGAGUAUGUCGUGUUAGCAGAUGGUAACCACAUACAGAUGCAGGAUGGACACAUCAUCCAGUAUGAGCAUGACGGGACGUUUCUGCAGGAGCAGCAGAUUGCGGUGAGCCAUGACGGUCAGAUCCAGUAUUUACCCAUCAACUCAGAACAGCAGAUAGUGAACCCUGAAGAUCUGGAGGCAGCAGCCCACUCUGCUGUGACAGCUGUUGCAGAUGCAGCGAUGGUGCAGACCCAGGCGGUCUACACUGAGGCCACACCUGAACAGCUGGAGCAGCUGCAGCAGCAGGGCAUACACUAUGAUGUCAUUACCUUCACCGAUGAAUAGAUGGCUCAUUGAAACUGUUUACUUUGGGCCGCCGGAGUUCAGUCAGACCCUACAAGCCACUAUGAACAACCUCAACUUAUGCAUUCAGCUACCUGGGCUGUGAACUAGAGGAUCAUCUCCUGCACGGUUUCUUCUGUUCGGGGGUGGUUGCACUGUUUGAAGAGAUCAACAGCUUUUUGUAAAUUUAGAAUAUUGCACCCAUUGCUUCUAAUUUAAUCAUAGGGGCUGUGCAUUGAAGAAAUAAGUUAAACAUUGGUCAUUUCUGUAAUUAUUGAAAUUGAUUGAUCAUGUGCCUCAACUGCUUUGAUUUGCAAGACAAUGUUAUCAAACAAGAUGAAAUGGCUUAUAUCGUUUUAGAAAAUGUACCAAGCUUGGAUUUUUUGGGACUUUUAGUUGUUGGACUUUUAGUUUUCAAAUGGAGUGAAAUGUGAAGGGAGUGUUUAUUUUUGACCUGUAAAAAGAUAUGUUUAUUGUCAGAAUGCCACAAUAUUGUGUUUAACUGAAUAUAAAUUGAGUAAUUUGUACAUAACUUUUGCAGCUGUCUUCUGUUCCAUGAUGGAUAUUUGAUUUGGUGAAUGAGAAGUGUUUAAUAAGCUAAAAGCUGGCACCAAAUAAAUCGCUUACUUUGUCUA
Myripristis murdjan (pinecone soldierfish) is the source of this 5523-nucleotide messenger RNA. Its product is annotated as zinc finger protein 335. Gene Ontology annotation, molecular function: RNA polymerase II cis-regulatory region sequence-specific DNA binding. Lineage: Eukaryota; Metazoa; Chordata; Actinopteri; Holocentriformes; Holocentridae. Gene Ontology annotation, biological process: positive regulation of transcription by RNA polymerase II; brain development; positive regulation of neurogenesis. The record is from RefSeq and is a predicted model, not a curated record. Gene Ontology annotation, cellular component: nucleus.